Chaetomium strumarium is the source of this 1049-nucleotide messenger RNA. RefSeq lists its product as uncharacterized. The coding region runs from base 250 to 897 and encodes 215 amino acids. NCBI's taxonomy places the organism in Eukaryota, Fungi, Ascomycota, Sordariomycetes, Sordariales, Chaetomiaceae. The record is from RefSeq and is a predicted model, not a curated record. The transcript is spliced from 2 exons.
ACAUGGACGCGGACAUCCUGGCCCGAGACCCAAGCACCUGCUCACGGGCGUACUGGAUCGCGUCCCAAGUCCUCGGCCGGCGGUCGCAGUAUCGGAACUGUUCGGCGCGGCGUCACAGCUGCACGUUGGUUCGACCUGCGUGAUUGGAAAGAUGGCAUAAUCGCCGGGUCGUCCUGGUUCUCCCCGCUGACGAAGGAGGACGUCCAGGUGAACCGCAUCUACUCGACUUCCUCGCACCCAAAAAUUGUGAUGAUGGUCGAGGCCGCCCUUCAGAACUGGCGCAGCUGCAUGCUGAUGCGGGAGGACCCAGAGCACAGAGGGCCGUGCCUGCUCGUGGUGUCCCGAGGAGGAAUUGACACUGACAGACACCGGACGAUAGAAAUCAAAUACAUCGGCUGCGUCCUCGAGCUCGCAGAAGGAGCGUCCGGCUCAUCCAACAGAACAUACCACCCGUGGGACUUCAAAAUGGGUAUGGCAGGUGAUAGACCAGAGGUCGAUGCAGGCGACAUAUUCGAGUUGCCGAGUUGGGCGCCAGAAAGGUUGAAGACGAUGGACUGGCUUCCAAACAAGGUGUGGAUUGGGAACCAACCCCACAGCGGCCACUUCUUAGUCGCCCGGCGACACAAGGGGCGCGACAACCAUACGGCCCUACACGCCUUCAAAAUGACAGACGACUCGGUCAGGAAAACAUCUAGUUACGGCCUUGAGGAACCGCUACUAGUUGUAUCCUCGGAAGGGGAAGUCAGCAACAGGUUCAACACCGCAUCGAUAACGCUGCAGCGCGUUAACUUGAAGCAUGUAUGGCCGUCGAAGACCAUCCCUUGCGCUGAGAGUGAUGAUUCACUCGGAGGAGGCCGACGACAAAUUCAACCGCGAGCUGAGCACCAACCUAUUUGAACUGGCCCACGAGACCAGAACUUACACCUACGCGGCGCUGGAGGGAAAAGCGUUAUUCCCUUCCAAGGAGCGGCCAUACCAAGGCCUCUGGGCUUGCAGUCGCCCGAGCCUUAUUCAAUAUCAUCCCCAUCAGAGGUGCGAGGUUAUCCUCC